AUGGAACUACCAAAGUGACAGAAUGCAAAUUGACUUUCACAAGCCCAUUCCUACUUGCCCACAUCCAAACUUUACCUCUGUUCUACUCACAAAGCGACUACAGUCUCUGACCAAGAAAUUAUCGUCCUAGUAAACCCUACUUCGGUAAUACAGCUAGUAAGAUCUGUUGAGCUGUAUGUUGGUGGAUUAGCAUGAUCUGUAGGGAAGGGAGGGGAUUUAAGUGUGGAGGAGGAUGAAGAAUGGGUAGAGAUAGGAGAGAAGAUGAAGGAAGUGAGAUGAAGAGUUGAGGAUUUCUUGAAGAGGAAAGAGUAUUUUAGGGUUGGUGAGCUUUUGAAAGAAGGCUUUGAGGUUAAAGAGAUGGCAGAGAGUAAGUGGAAAAUUAUGAUUGAGAGUGGGAGUCAAGAUAGAUGUAAGGAAGUGAAGGCUGGAAUGGGGCAAAAUUGUGUUAGUUGUGAUAUGGAUGUAAAGUAUCUUGGAGAAGAUACGAAAAUGAUCGAAGAAAACUCAGGCCAGAAUGCUCCUCUCCUUCAAGAAAAUAAAAAGAAAUUUUCAAAUUGUAAAAAGAAGCAUGAAGAAUCAAAAAGAGAUAUACAAAGCACAAAGUCUUUGAAAAAAUCAACUGAUCUUAUAGAACAAAAUGAGAACUUUAAAUAUUUUAGAAAAGUUCAAGACUUUAUGAUGAUUGUGAUGAUCAUACUUCUAUGAUGUUCUGCAUUCAAAAUCCAUGAUAUUUCCACCUCCUCCUUUACCCAAGAAACCCACCUCCAACUUAACUCAAUCAUCAAAGACAUCCAAAUAAUCAGCCUUAAAGCAGACCUCAUCGACCUAAAACUACACUAUCUUAAAGAAACUGGCGAAUCUAAUACUAAUCUUCUAAAACAGAAAGAAGCACUGGCUGCUGAAAUAGAGAUAGUUGAUGGCAGCAUCAGAGAGUUAGAAGAAGAGAGCUAUAGAGAUGGAAGAGAUUUUAGGAAGGUGAAAGAAGAACUGAAGAGGGUGAAGGAGCAGAUGGUUAUGGAAGUGGAGGUUUAUACGAAAGAAGAGUUUAAUAAGCUAUCGAAGGAGGUUAUAGGAGAGGCUGUGUGGAGUGAGGGUGAGGUUGUUUUGGAGCUAAGGGAUUCUAAGCAUUUGGAGUUUUUGAGGAGUAUAAAUAAGAGAAUACCUAAUCUUAAUGAACUGCAUAUUGAUUACAUUCCUUCUAACAAUGAAGACAUAAAGAUAUUUCUAAAAUAUUAUUUUCCAGAAGAGGUGAAAGAGUUUUACCUGAAUUCUGGAUCUGAAUUGAGCUCAAGACUUGAUUAUUACAUUAGUGAGAUUUUACUUAUUUGUCCUAAAGUAAAGACAUAUAUGCUUCUUUAUCAUUUUGAAGUGAGUCAGCAAAACUUACUAACUCUUCUUCCUCAUAGCAAACAUAUGAACAGAUUUGGGUUUGCUUAUUGAAAUUUAGAGAUAUCUUCAGUACCUGACUUUGGAUCUACACUUGAUGGGAACAAAAUAAAAACGUUAUAUUUAUAUUACUCACGCCAGGAUUUCUUCAUUGCUAAUAAUAACAAACCUUCUGGAUUUGAGAAUUUGAUGGAAGGUUUAUCCAACUCAGAAGACUUCAAGAAGAACCUUGGACGAAUUUGGGUGACUGACUCUGGAGUCUCUGAAAACCUACUUAAAGAUUUAGUCCACAAACAUGGAUUCAAAACAACAGAAAUAUGGGUUUAGAUCAGGA
Molecule: messenger RNA, 1720 nt
Organism: Moneuplotes crassus
Lineage: Eukaryota; Ciliophora; Spirotrichea; Euplotida; Euplotidae
Source: the annotation of a GenBank genome assembly